CCAGUAUAAUUUGCUAUAAUAUAGUACACUUUCAAAUGGUGUACACCUAACUUCAAAGCUGAACGAUUUGUAAACGGUGUUGCUGUAUUUCUUGGCGGCCAUUGACAUGAGAUGUGACAGUCUUCACUGCCUCAUGAUCAUAUUUUAAUGCAGCACAUAGCAUAACAUAGUCCUUUUUCUGCAAAUCCUGUACAUUUUACAAUAAUACCAAGAAAUGUGUAAACAAUGCUGCUGUAUUUUUGAAAUGUUGUCCUGGCAACCAUUGACUUCUGUUAAUGUCUAUACAGUGUAGAAAUCAGUUGAAAAACGGAAAAUGCCUCAAAAUCGAAAAAAAAAUCCAUCCUGGCAGCCACUGAUUUCUAUUCAUUUCCAUACAGUACAAAAUCAGUUGACAAACUAAAAAUGCAUCACAGUUGAAAUUGAGACUAGUAAAAACAUUUACAUUAUUACUGAGUGGUCAUUUACUUUAACUGAAGACUGCACUGCAUCAAAAGUGUAUAAAAUCAAACAAAAAAUUAACAAACUUUUCUUUUGAACUAUGAUGGAUUACAGCUCAAGCAAACAACAGUUUAACCAAUUUUCAUAUGCUAGAGAAAUGAAUGGAAAACUAUGGCUUCCCCGAGCAUUAGGAAAAACGCCAGAAUGGCACUUUAUGUUUUCUUGUAUAAAACAAAUAGUUGAAGAAUCACACAACUAGACAUUAUAAAGGCUUAAAACAUUUACCUUUUCCCCGCGUGUAGUCAAAUAGCAUUUUUCACUUGAUGCAAAAGCUACAAAUCGAUAAUAAACAAAUGUAUCUAUGAAGCUGUUGUGGUUUUGAGAGGCUCUAACAUAUAUCUAUGUAAGGGACUGACAAUGACAAUCAAAUGUAUGCAAACAAAUCCUUGAGAUUUCAGUCGAGCUGUUUUUACCAUCUCGGGGCCUAAAUCCUGUUUCAGAUGCUUUUCCGUGUCGACAAGUAAAAAAUUCAAAGGGAGGCAAUGAACAAUGGGAUUUCUCGCUGUGAAUAUAUGCAUAACGUAUGAUAUUGAGAGCGCUGCAACAUAUAGAAGCGUCUGCUCGGCUCUCUAAAUGAGCACUGUGUGCCCUCGAGAACAUGAUUGUGCGAAUAUGAUUGUGUUCCUUUUGUGCACGGUUAAGGCUGAGGGUCAAAUUUCUGUUGCCAUUUUCCUUCAAGCGUGUUUGGGUUUGAUGCAGUUAUGUAGCAACACUGUAGGCUACAUAUAAUAUUGUACAUGAAACAGCCAGAUGUCUCAGGUAGCAUGACUCCGUUAUAUGUACCCCCUUGUUAAACAUAGUCAGACGCUUCUCAUAGAAGGUGGAUUUUUUUCUUCUUUACCACCUUCUGCGUUUACUAACCUACUUUAUUCCUGAAGUCUGUGCACUCGCCCAAUUAAAACAAGUCGAAGUCGGCCUCAUUAUUUGCCGCUGUUGUUACAAACUUCUAAUUAUCCAGGUGAAAAAACUGCUGCCCACAAUACCAAAAAAUCCAGCAGGAAAAGAGAAUUAGUAUGCUAUUUAUAUGAGCUGCUUUCAGUAGCAUGCUUUCUUAGUAAUGACUGGCCUUGGACUUUUUUGCACUCCUGAUUAAACAGCAGGGGAUCCUGAUAUAAACAACAACAACAAAACAAGCAAGAAAAAAACAACAAAAAAAGGGCUUCUAGGUUUGUCUAAGUCUAGAAAACUUGGAGAAACACACAGCAGAUGUUUGUUUGUGCUUUAAAUCUGAGCACACACACACACACACACACACACACACACACACACACACACACACACACACACACACACACACACACACACACACACACACACACACACCAGAUAUAAGGGGGUUUAACGUUAGCCUCAAUGCGGGCUGUCACAAUUAGCAUCAGGAGUCCAGUCCGCUCCCUGGCAGGCGAUCCGCUCCAGGUUUUGCGCGCCGCCCCUCCACGGCCAGCUGCUGCAGAGCAGGGGACCGGUGCGCCGUCUCUCCUUCGCCUUGUUCGCCUCCAGUCCGGUUGUAGCUCCGACUGUCUGCGCGGCGUGUGGAUGAGGCGCAGGGGGAACAACCGGGAGCGCACCGAAAGCCAGACUCGAGAAGUCGCACCACCCCUCUCCGGGCUGUAUCUGUGAACCAGGGUCCCCCACCAAGCCGGAGACGUCUCAGACAAGACUUGACAGUGUGGAAGACGUGCUCGGAGUUUCAUUUCGUGGCGAGACCGACGGGCGCAUCUCGUCUCCUUGAAGUGCUCUUUUUUUUUUUUUUUUUUUUUUUUUCCGGUUUUGUAUUUUUUUUUUUUUUUUUUUUUUUUUUAAUGCAGUCAAGCCGUAGCGCUCCAGUCGGAAGGAGCCAGGGUGCACGCACUAGUGGAGGACGAGGAGGCGGAGGUGGCGGAGGAAGAAGAGGGGGCAAGUAACGAUCAUUACUUUUGAACAGAACAGAACCAUUCCCACCACCCCCACCAACCCACCCCACUCGCCAUGGAGCUAUCCGUCCGGUCCGGGCCGUAUCGGCUUGAACAGAAACCUGCCACUGGAAACACCAGCGCCGUGUGUCCGCUGUGAAGAAGAAGAAAGUGGAGCAUGCAGCCGAGCACCCGCCGUCUUUGUGCGACCCGCCGCUUAGUUUCUGGGGGCCUCUUCUGAAAAACGGAGAAGGAGAAGAGAGGAAAGGGGGCUCCUGGUGUUCAUCUGAAAUUCACACUCCAUGCCGGGAUCCAUAUUUUGGCACGGCGUACCCACUAUGAGAAGAUGACUGGUGAUGCUUCUCUGCGAACCACUGAUCGUUGACAUCGCUCCAGCAUUCCGCUCUCCUGCUGCAACGCACUGAAUCACUAUUAUUAGCCACCAGGCUCCUGGAUUGUUUUGCAUACAACACACAAUGGCCUCUGCACUGUGGAGGUGUCCAGUGUUUCGCUGCCUCCUGCUCCUUCUCUUCUGCGCACAGACUUCAGAAGGGUUCAGCCGCGCGGCCUUGCCUUUCGGGCUGGUCAGGAGAGAGCUCUCAUGCGAAGGAUAUGCAAUUGAUCUCCGCUGCCCGGGGAGUGAUGUCAUUAUGAUCGAGACGGCCAACUAUGGCCGGACCGACGACAAGAUCUGUGACGCUGACCCGUUCCAGAUGGAGAACGUCAACUGCUACCUCCCCGAUGCCUACAAGAUUAUAUCACAAAGGUGCAACAACCGUACGCAGUGUGUGGUUGUCACUGGCUCUGAUGUCUUUCCCGACCCAUGCCCUGGCACCUACAAGUACUUAGAGGUCCAGUAUGAGUGUGUUCCCUAUAAAGUGGAGCAAAAAGUAUUCAUUUGUCCCGGGACUCUGAAGGGCGUAGGAGACGCCACCUUCCUGUUUGAGGCAGAGCAGCAAGCAGGCUCAUGGUGCAAAGACCCGCUGCAGGCCGGUGACAAAGUCUUCUUCAUGCCCUGGACGCCAUACCGAACAGACACCCUCAUCGAGUACGCCUCUCUGGAGGACUUCAAAAAUGGACGCCAGACGACCACUUAUAAACUGCCACACCGCGUUGACGGGACAGGCUUCGUAGCCUAUGAUGGUGCUAUCUUCUUUAAUAAGGAACGCACUCGCAACAUUGUCAAGUUUGACCUGCGCACUCGCAUCAAAAGCGGCGAGGCCAUUGUCAAUAAUGCCAAUUAUCACGAUACCUCACCUUAUCGCUGGGGCGGCAAGACGGACAUCGACCUGGCGGUAGAUGAGAGGGGUUUGUGGGUGAUCUACGCCACGGAGCAGAACAAUGGGCGCAUUGUGGUCAGCCAGCUCAACCCGUACACACUCCGCUUUGAGGCCACAUGGGAGACGGCGUAUGACAAGCGGUCCGCCUCCAACGCCUUCAUGGUGUGCGGUGUGCUACACGUGGUGCGCUCGACCUACGAAGAGAACGAGAGCGAGGCCAGCAGGAGCCAAAUUGAUUACAUCUAUAAUACCAAGCUGAGCCAGGGCGAGUACACCGACAUCCUCUUCCCCAACCAGUACCAGUACAUCACCGCUGUGGAUUACAACCCCAGGGACAACCAGCUGUACGUGUGGAAUAACUUUUACAUCCUGCGGUACGACCUGGACUUCGGGCCGCCCGAUCCUGCAGAAGUGCCAACCAUUGAAGAUUUCUCCGUCUCCCCAUCCAUGCCCAAGACCACCUCAGUUGUCACCACCACCACUGCAUCCGCUGUGAAGGGGCAGGGUGACACAGUCACAAUUGGAGGAGCCGAUCCAAGAGAGGGGAGAGACCCGUUUGAGGACAGUCGCAGCCCCGGCACAGCGGAGCCCACCGUCCCUGAGCUGCCACCAACACCCAGACGCUUCUGUGAGGCGACCAGGAGGAGAGCCAUCGACUGGCCCCAGACCCACACUGGUAGCACUGUGGAGAGGCCCUGCCCCAAAGGGACCAGAGGCAUCGCCUCCUUCCUCUGCACCGUGGCAGGGACCUGGUGCUCCAAAGGCCCGGACCUCAGCAACUGCACCUCCCACUGGGUGACUCAAGUGGCACAGAAGAUUCGAAGUGGCGAAAACGCUGCUAAUUUAGCCAAUGAGCUGGCACGCCACACACAGGGCCCGGUGUUUGCCGGAGAUGUCAGCUCCUCGGUGCGCCUGAUGGAGCAGCUCGUGGAUAUCCUGGAUGCUCAGCUGCAGGAGCUCAGGCCCAGCGAGAAAGACUCAGCUGGACGCAGCUUCAACAAGCUUCAAAAAAGAGAGAAGACAUGCAGGGCGUACAUGAAGGCAAUCGUGGACACUGUUGACAACCUCCUGAGGCCGGAAGCUCUGAAAUCCUGGAAAGACAUGAAUUCAACAGAACAAAGUCACGCUGCCACAAUGCUGCUGGACACACUUGAGGAAGGAGCGUUUGUCCUUGCAGAAAACCUGAUCGAGCCGGCGAUCGUAAAAGUGCCUGCUGAGAAUAUCAUGCUGGAUGUGUAUGUGUUGAGCACCGAUGGUCAGGUGCAAGACUUCAGGUUUCCUCAGACGAGCAAGGGUGGAGCAACCCUUCAGCUUUCCUCCAACACGGUCAAAGUCAACAGCAAAAACGGUGUGGCCAAGCUGGUCUUUGUGCUCUACAAACACCUGGGUCAGUUCCUCAGCACUGAGAACGCUACGCUGAGGGGAAUGGGCGACCUGAACAAACGCAACCUCUCCCUCACCGUCAACUCCCACAUCCUGUCAGCCUCUAUAACCAAGGAGUCCAGUCGUGUGUUUGUGGCCGACCCUGUGAUCUUCACACUGGAGCACCUGGAUAAGGAGCACUACUACAAUCCCAACUGUUCCUUCUGGAAUUACUCAGAGCGCAGCAUGAUGGGAUACUGGUCUACUCAGGGCUGCAAACUUCUGGAAACCAACAAGAGCCACACCACUUGCUCCUGCAGUCACUUGACCAACUUCGCCAUCCUCAUGGCUCAUCGGGGAAAUGUGGGCGACGGCAGCGUCCACGAGCUCCUCCUCACCGUCAUCACACGGAUGGGCAUCGCCGUGUCCCUCGUCUGCCUCGCCAUCAGCCUCUUCACCUUCUGCUUCUUCAGAGGUCUGCAAAGUGACCGCAACACCAUCCACAAAAACCUCUGCCUCAACCUCUUCAUCGGCGAGCUCGUCUACCUCGUGGGCAUCAACAUGACGGAACCAAAGCUGGUGUGCUCCAUCAUCGCCGGCAUCCUCCACUUCUGCUUCCUGGCUGCGUUCGCCUGGAUGUGUCUGGAGGGUGUGCAGCUGUACCUCAUGCUGGUCGAGGUGUUUGAGAGCGAGUUCUCCCGCAGGAAGUACUACUACAUCUCCGGGUACCUCAUCCCAGCUGUGGUGGUGGGCAUCUCGGCAGCCAUCGACUACAGGAGCUACGGCACACACAGAGCAUGCUGGCUGAGGGUUGAUAACCAUUUCAUCUGGAGCUUUAUCGGGCCCGUAACCUUCAUAAUCCUGGUCAAUGUCAUCUUCCUGGUGGUGACGAUGUUCAAGAUGGUGAAGCACUCCACCUCCAUGAAACCUGACUCAUCCAGGCUGGGGGGUAUCAGGUCAUGGGUGUUGGGAGCGUUCGCCCUCCUCUGUCUGCUGGGGCUCACGUGGUCCUUUGGCUUGUUCUUCCUCAAUGAAUCCUCCAUUGUGAUGGCAUACCUCUUCACUAUCUUCAACACCCUGCAAGGGAUGUUCAUCUUCAUUUUCCACUGUCUGCUGCAGAAAAAGGUCCGCAAAGAGUACAGCAAAUGUUUCCGUCAGUCCCAGUGCUGCGGUGCGCUGCCGCCGGAGGGUCCCCACAGUUCAGCCAAGACAGCAACAUCUCGAUCCACAGCCCGCUACUCGUCCGCAACACAGAGCCGCAUAAGGCGGAUGUGGAACGACACUGUGAGGAAGCAGUCGGAGUCCUCCUUCAUCUCGGGAGACAUAAACAGCACCUCCACACUCAACCAGGGGAUGACUGGCAACUACCUCCUAACUAACCCUCUCCUCCGAACCCACGACACUAACCCUUAUAACAACCUGCUGGCAGAAACUGUGGUGUGCAACACCCCCUCUCCACCGGCCUUUCACUCCCCAGCACUCUCUGAGCAACAGCAGGGACAUCAGCGCCAUGGACACCCUCCCCCUCAAUGGCAAUUUCAACAACAGCUACUCCCUGCGCGACGACGACUAUGAGUCCGUGGGCGUCAGAGCCCCGGGUGAGCUGGGGGGCCUCAACCUGGACGAUGCCGCCUUUGAGAAGAUGAUCAUAUCUGAGAUUGUCCACAACAACCUGAGGCCCCGCGUGGCCCCCAAAGGUCGCGACGCCCAGAGGGAGCGGGACAG
Acanthopagrus latus (yellowfin seabream) is the source of this 6757-nucleotide messenger RNA. Its product is annotated as adhesion G protein-coupled receptor L2-like. NCBI's taxonomy places the organism in Eukaryota, Metazoa, Chordata, Actinopteri, Spariformes, Sparidae. Gene Ontology annotation, biological process: brain development; cell surface receptor signaling pathway; adenylate cyclase-activating G protein-coupled receptor signaling pathway. The record is from RefSeq and is a predicted model, not a curated record. The transcript is spliced from 23 exons. Gene Ontology annotation, cellular component: membrane; neuron projection. Gene Ontology annotation, molecular function: G protein-coupled receptor activity; carbohydrate binding. Bases 2867 to 6607 code for a protein of 1246 amino acids.